Molecule: messenger RNA, 744 nt
Organism: Colletotrichum navitas
Lineage: Eukaryota; Fungi; Ascomycota; Sordariomycetes; Glomerellales; Glomerellaceae
Exons: 2
Coding region: 240-698 (152 amino acids)
Source: RefSeq, a predicted model, not a curated record
AGCAACGCCCACAUUUUGCUCACGCACAUUAGGCUCGGACAUGUCAUGAAAAUGGCGUCCAUAAAGCCGACCAGCCACAUCCAAGAGCCAGGUCUCCCGCUUCGUCGCAACAAGCUUCCCGCUGACAGCAAGCACAUCAGCCACCACGUGGCGUUCACGGACUUCAAGCCUACGUUCUUUAGUUAAAUCAGCAGGCGUCGACUGUCGUUCACGGCUGGCAUGGCUACCUUGUCCAGCGCAUGUCUGACCCGAGCGCCGAGCACACCCCUCGCGCGAUAAUAAAGCGACAUGAUUGGUCACCCAAAAACCGGUACCUCGGGCCUCGCCUUUUUGUUAAAGAGCCGAAUAGCAAGACUUGCCGAUUCCCCGCGCCGGAUCACGGUGCCCGGGCACGAGAACAAGAUUUGGAGAUUCCUUCCAAUUAUGGAGCAGAUGCGGAUCUUGAUAGGGACUGGUUUCAAAAGCUCCUCGAAGCAAAGAAGACGUCGCGAAGUCAGCCCGCGGCGUAUUAUGUCCAAAGCUUGAGUUUCUCUCUCUCUCUCGCGCGCGCGCGCGCGCUCUUAGCGAUGGGGUGCCACACACUCUGCAGAGAAGUUCGAGCCGAGCAACUCAUAGUCAUUUGUUACUGCGAGACCGCCUUAGUCGGGAAGAAAAGGACAAGGUUGUACCACGCCAGCUUCCGAGAUCCGGCCCCGUGAUCCGAUUCCGCACGUCCAUCGUCGCGGAAGAGGGUUGACUUACGGA